UUUCGCCCCUUUGCUAGUGGAUUCAUCCGUUUCUGGACGCUUUUAUACAGAUAAACAAAAAUUGUCCUUACUAAUAACCACACACGUCGAGGCAAAAUACUGCCAGGCGUAUAAUUUUCCCACUUCCAUAAAUUGUAGCACCGCAAAUAACGUUUUACAAGAAGUUUUAGCACUGAGCUCUGCGUUAUCUUGCGUCCGCCGAGUUCUCUUCGCCUCCUGUUGGUCGUCAAGUUAAACUACACGGUAUAAUAAUUCAAUGAAGAUGAAUACAGAGUGGGAGGGCUGGGCUGGCUGUCGAGAGCAGAUUACUGGUAGUGAAAGUCGAGUGGGCAGACUGGAUGUUAAAGAAAGACCCUCCUCUCUUCACUACCGUUGUUCGAGAAACGUGAGGCCCUUCUGAAGAACUCCGGUCCGUCUCCCGGUAAUCCGUUUCAAAGGAAGUUCCGUUGGUUACUCUUUCCCCAGGACACUUACUGGAUCUUUUAAAUAUAUCACUUGUUUUAACUGACUAACGCUAUAUUAACGGCUCCGGCCAUGGCAGCGAGCGCGAAGCGAAAACAGGAGGAAAAACACCUGAAGAUGCUGCGAGAAAUGACGAGUUUGGCGCCCAACCGAAAGUGCUUCGACUGCGACCAGCGCGGGCCGACCUACGCCAACAUGACGGUGGGCUCGUUCGUCUGCACGUCCUGCUCUGGCAUCCUACGUGGCCUGAAUCCCCCUCACAGAGUGAAGUCCAUCUCCAUGACGACUUUCACGCAACAGGAAAUAGAACUUCUACAGAAGCAUGGAAAUGAGGUAUGUAAACAGAUAUGGCUCGGCCUCUAUGACGACCGGAACUUGGCCAUCCCAGACUUCAGAGAGCCUCAGAAAGUCAAAGAGUUUCUUCAGGACAAAUACGAAAAGAAGAGAUGGUAUGUUCCUCCAGAGCAGGCAAAGACUGUGGCAUCGGUUCAUGCGUCGAUCUCUGGUUCGUCUGCUAGCAGCACCAGCAGCACUCCAGAGGUCCGACCUCUUAAAACUUUACUGGGGGAGUCAGUGCCCAGUUUACACCUCAACAAAAACACACCUAGCCAGUCUCCAGUUGUGUCCCGCGCUCAGCUGGCCCAUCAGCAGUAUCAGGACAGGAAGUUUGAUCUGCUCAGUGAUCUGGGUGGUGACAUUUUUGCGCCUCCACACUCACAGUCCACAGGCAACGCAAACUUUGCCAACUUUGCACAUUUCAACAGUCAUUCGGCGCAGAGCGUGAAUGCUAGCGCAGACUUUGCGAAUUUUGAUACGUUCAAAAGUUCUGCUGCUCCAACCACAGCAGCAUUUCCAUCAGCUCCACAGGCUCCAUUUCAGCCCCCACAACCAGUGUACAACAGUCUCCCAUUUAGUCGCAGUGUGGGUGAGUUUACCUCAUUGCUGCCUCCACUGGCCAUGCACAGUAGUUCAUCAGGACUAUCUAAUGCAAACUUUGCGAAUUUCGAUAACUUCCACAAAUCGUGCAGUGCUGAUUUCCCCUCAUUCAGCUCCAGCCAGAGUAACUCAGUGGGAGAUGUGCAUAAAGCGGAUGCAGUGAGUGUCCCUGCAGACCGAUACGCGGCUCUCGCAGACCUCGACAACAUUUUCAGUUCCAAACCUGAGCAAGGUCCAAGUUCAGCUCCUCCGUCAGCAGGUGUGGGUCCUCCACCUCCACAGGCCGCUCUGUUGGGUGGUGAUCGCUACGCUGCUUUCGCUGAACUGGACAAUGUCUUCGGGCCCUCAGUGCCAAAUGUGAGCGGCUACCAAGCGGCCACUACAGCACAAGGGGCUGUUUAUGGAACCUCUUCAGCUGUUCCUACUGCUCAAGCACAACAGGGUUUACCCAACAUCCCUCAGGGUUUUGCAGGUCCUUCAACGAAUCCAUUCGUCGCUCCAGGGGCUCCACAGGCCCCUCCCACUAACCCGUUCCAGGCCAAUGGGAGAGCAGCAGUACCUGGAAUGGGUGUGGCUGCAGCAGACAUGUUAGGACCCCUGCCGGGUCAUUCUUACCCCGCGGCCCACUUUGCCUCUUUCGGUCCUCCGUCAAUGAGUAUGCCCACUGGCUUUGGAAACACUGCCGCCUACAACCUUCCCACCAGCUACAGCGGAAACUUCCAGCAGGCCUUUCCUGGACAGCCGUUCAACCAGCCGCAUGCUUAUCCUCAACAACCCAACGGAGGUUUUGCUGCUUUUGGUCAGGGUAAAGUCACUCCAUUUGGACAGAACAUGGUGGGACAAGCAGUAACCAAUAAUCCCUUCCUGGCGGGGGCGCCAGCAGCACAGUUUCCUGCAGGAGGUUCCACCACAAACCCCUUCUUAUAGCGCACGUUUAGCCUGCGGUGGCCGACCUGCAACUCGACCGCACAUCUUGCACUGUUUUGUUUCCCAAGUAGCUUUAAAAAAACAAGACUUUCCUAACGGAUUUUUAUUGAAUUUUAAAAACAGAAGACUGAAAAAGACACCAGUGGAAUAAAUACACAAUUUCUGAUUACAGACACAGAAAACAAAACAUGUUGCAGAGAAAAGGAGCUCUUUUUUUCUUCUUCUUCUUCUUUUAACUUUUUAGCUCCUUUUGUCAUUCCUGUGAACUGGCCUGGGCUGGAAAGCAUCUGCACCAUGCUGCGGAUUUAAUAAGUUAUUGCAAACCUCCCGAAUCAUGUUAAUGCUGCAAUUCUGUAUAUAAUUCUUUCAUAGAAAUUGCUCAAUUUUAGGUCUUUGUGCAUAUCAGUAUUUGUAUCUCUAACACAGAAAACACAUGCUGCAUAUACGGCGUCGACGUCCGCCAUGCUGUGAAUAACAUUACGCAAGAAUGUGGAAUCUUUUUGGACAUUUUUAGUGUCGCCUUUUUGUGCUUUUGGAGUUUUUGAAAAUGAUGCAAAAAAAAAUGUUUUCUCCGUUAUGAGGAGUUUUGAAGACUCUUUUUGGAUGUCAACUCAUGAGACUUUGACUCAAGACCACUUAUGUUACAGAAAUCUAAGUUAAUGUGUAUAUAUAUAUAAAUAAAUAUAUAUACUAUAUAUAUUAAAAAGAAUUUUAUCUAAAAAAG
Molecule: messenger RNA, 3049 nt
Organism: Danio rerio (zebrafish)
Lineage: Eukaryota; Metazoa; Chordata; Actinopteri; Cypriniformes; Danionidae
Source: RefSeq, a predicted model, not a curated record